Panthera uncia (snow leopard) is the source of this 1222-nucleotide messenger RNA. RefSeq names its product membrane spanning 4-domains A10 (gene MS4A10). NCBI's taxonomy places the organism in Eukaryota, Metazoa, Chordata, Mammalia, Carnivora, Felidae. The transcript is spliced from 7 exons. Gene Ontology annotation, cellular component: plasma membrane. Gene Ontology annotation, biological process: cell surface receptor signaling pathway. The record is from RefSeq and is a predicted model, not a curated record. Bases 71 to 850 code for a protein of 259 amino acids.
UUCUGGAAGGCCCUGACCCAGAGAACAGAGGUGACACUGAGUCUGACCAGACAUAAGCCCCAGAAAUGAGAUGCGUUCUGCCCCAGCCUCUCUCCCUCAUCCGCAGCUAAGGUCCUUGGCCCAAGUCCUGGCAGCAGAAGGCUAUGGAGUGGCUACAAUUAUUCCCAGAACGGAAGUGAGGGGGCUCCCGCCACAGCAGGCCCCCAGCCCAACCUGGCCCGGCCAGAGAUACCUGCCCCGGGAGCUGAGCCCACCGGGCUUCCUGCCUCCAGCCUGGCACCAGCAGAAGCCCAGGAAGAGGAGCAGCCUUCUCAAGGAGCUGGGCGCCUUCCAUGUUGUCAUCGCUCUGCUGCACUUGUUCUUUGGGGCUUACCUGGUCUCUACUGUCACGGAUCUUCACCUGGUGGUGCUGAAGUCUUGGUAUCCGUUCUGGGGGGCUGCCUCUUUUCUUAUUUCAGGGAUCUUGGUGAUAACGACGGACAUAGUCUUGAAGACUUAUCUGAAGAUACUUUGCCUGACAGCACACGGCGUCAGCUUCUUCUGCGUGCUAGCGGGCCUCUUUGUCAUUGCCAAAGAUCUCUUUCUGGAGAGGACGUUUGAUUUCCCGAUCUGGACCCCGUACCCCAACAGCACAGUCCACAUCCAGAGGCUGGAGCUGGCUCUGCUCUGCUUCUCCUUCCUGGAGUUCUUCCUGCUGAGCUACACGGCCGUCACAGUCUGCAGGGCUGGCCGCCGGCCUGCAGAGGAAGGUGACUUAUCCUUUGCUCCGGACACAUCAUUGUGGGGGCUCAGGGGGCCACCGAUGAGUCCUCCACCAACCUAUGAGGAUGUGACUUGGCGUGACAUGUAAGACGAGCCAGAGCAGAGGGCGCCUACGUGGCUCAGUCAGUUGAGCGUCUGACUUCGGGCCAGGUCGUGAUCUCACGGUUUGUGGGUUCAAACCCCGCAUCAGGCUCUCUGCUGUCAGCUCAGAGCCUGCUUCAGAUCCUCUGUGCCCCCCCUCCCCUGCCCCUCCCCCCUCUCAAGAAUAAAUAAACAUUAAAAAAAAUUGGGGGGGCGCCUGGGAGGCUCAGUCGGUUAAGCGUCUGACUUCGGCUCAGGUCAUGAUCUCGCGGUUCAUGGGUUCAAGGCCCGCAUAGGGCUCUGUGCUGACAGCUCGGAGCCUGGAGCCUAUUUCGGAUUCUGUGACUCCCUCUCUCUCUGCCCCUCCCCUGCUCGUGUU